AUGAAGAUCGCGAUAUAUUCUCUUUUACUGCUUGCACUGAAUUCUACAAUUGUUUCUGGUUUUGAACUGGAUUACUUUGAGCAGGCUUCCUCGUCUCAUGCAAAUCCAAGCAAACCCAGUAUUAUAAAGGAUUGCGGUGAUAAAUCUUACAUGGUAGAAAUCAAAGAUAUCACCUUAACCCCAGCUGUACCUGUUCCUGGAAAGGAGAUUUCGGUAGUAGCAACCGGUCAUAUAAAAGAGAAACUUCUUCCUGGAGCGUAUGCCGAUGUACUGGUUAAAGUCGGUGAUGUUGAUGUUUUGAAAAAACAGUAUGAUCUCUGUCAAGUAAUGAAAGAUAAUAAAACAAAUAUUCAAUGCCCAGUGAAAAAAGGAAAGGUCAAGUUCACGCACAAAGUAACCAUUCCCAAAGAUAUCCCAAAGGCUCUUUUCAAAGUGGAAGUACGCGCCUUUGAUGUGAAUAAGAAGAAACUUGCUUGUUUAAAUCUUGCAGUAGAUUUUAAAAACCCUGAAAAUACAUUUUAUGACUUGUAA
Messenger RNA from Phycomyces blakesleeanus NRRL 1555(-), 531 nucleotides. RefSeq lists its product as hypothetical. The record is from RefSeq and is a predicted model, not a curated record. NCBI's taxonomy places the organism in Eukaryota, Fungi, Mucoromycota, Mucoromycetes, Mucorales, Phycomycetaceae. Gene Ontology annotation, molecular function: sterol binding. Gene Ontology annotation, biological process: sterol transport. The coding region runs from base 1 to 531 and encodes 176 amino acids. The transcript has 4 exons.